AUCACCUGUAAGCAAUUUUAGCCAAUUACCUCUCCACCUCCACUCCUUCUCCUUCCCUCUCGCUCUCUUCUUCUUUUCUUCUUCUUUUACCUCUCUGUCAAGCACAUUUCCUCACAUGAUCCUCUCUUCCUCUCGUUUGUAAAUGUACUAAGGUACUUCUUCUCCACUGUCUUUAUGAUCCACGUGAAGCGAUUCCGUUCGGAUUGUUAAGGAGGAUGUCUUGUCUAUUGCCGCAGUUCAAGUGCCAACCAGAUUCAUUUAUUAUCCACUUCAGAGCUCAUCAGUACCAUACAGCUACCACCUCCUUCCCCUUAAGAAAUAAAGAUUUGAAUUGCUUCCAAAUUCAAUGUGUUUUAUCCCCUACAUCUCCAUUAACGUCAACAACAACUUCUGUGCUUGAUGUGGAGAAGUUGAGAUUACCUUCUUUUGAAGACCAUUCAAAUUUUGCCUCUGCUAACAGACCAUGGACAUAUACAGGGGCAAUUGGCCCACCAGCUGAGGUGAGACUCGCUCGUAUCGAAGAUCUACUAAAAUUGGAAAAGCUCCAGGAGGAGCUUGCGGAGCGAUGUGGGGGUCAGCCAACCUUUGGGCAGUGGGCUGCUGCAGCAGGCAUUGAUCAGAAAACCCUUAGGAGGCGAUUGAACUAUGGAGUUCUUUGCAAAGACAAAAUGAUAAAAAGCAAUAUAAGGCUCGUUAUUUCAAUUGCAAAAAAUUAUCAGGGAGCUGGGAUGAACCUCCAAGAUCUUGUUCAGGAAGGAUGCCGGGGUCUUGUAAGAGGUGCAGAGAAAUUUGAUGCUUCAAAAGGUUUCAAGUUUUCAACAUAUGCUCACUGGUGGAUCAAACAGGCAGUUCGGAAGUCUCUUUCUGAUCAGUCUAGGACGAUUCGGUUGCCAUUCCACAUGGUGGAGGCAACUUACAGAGUGAAGGAGGCAAGAAAGCAAUUGUAUAGUGAAAAUGGUAGACAGCCUGACAACGAAGAAGUUGCAGAGGCAACAGGGCUGUCAAUGAAGAGGUUAAAUGCAGUGUUGCUCACUCCUAAAGCACCAAGAUCACUUGACCAGAAGAUUGGGAUAAACCAGAACCUUAAACCUUCGGAAGUAAUUGCAGAUCCUGCAGAAACUGCGGAAGAUAUUCUGAUCAAACAAUUUAUGAAGCAGGACCUGGAGAAGGUGUUGGACAGUUUAAAUCCAAGGGAGAAGAAGGUCAUCAGAUGGAGAUUUGGCAUGGAGGAUGGAAGGAUGAAGACAUUGCAAGAGAUUGGAGAAAUAAUGGGUGUGAGCAGAGAAAGAAUUCGACAAAUUGAGUCAUGUGCAUUUCGAAAGCUGAAGAACAAGAAGAGAACGAAGCAUCUGCAGCAGUAUUUGGUUGCCUGAGCUCCCAUUAGAUCCAGGAAUUUAAAUUGCAGAACAACAGGCUAGUAUAAUUGAAUCUGAGAAGAAUUAUUUUGCCAGCCUCCUUUAUCUCCUGAUAAAAGUUUGAAGAAAGAAAAAUAAAAAAAAAAACUGUGAAUAGAAACCAAGAUUUUUUUUUUUUUUUUCAAAA
Messenger RNA from Carica papaya (papaya), 1542 nucleotides. The record is from RefSeq and is a predicted model, not a curated record. NCBI's taxonomy places the organism in Eukaryota, Viridiplantae, Streptophyta, Magnoliopsida, Brassicales, Caricaceae.